GGUGGAGCGCUCGAACAGGAAAUGUCACCGAAAAGGAACCUUGCACUCCCCGUGAUUCCCCCAAAAAUCCACAGAGCCUGACUGACGACUACAUAAAGAAUCUCAUCAUGAAACCAAGAAGAUAUUGCGUGAAAGGAAGUGAGCUGCAGCUGCACGGUCGCCUGCGAGACACUUAGAUGCGGUGACCCGAACCAAAGCCAAAGAUGCAGGGAGCCAUCGCAAGGUUGUGUAUGGUCGUCGCCGCCGCCAUUUUGAACCACCCCUCGCUUAUUCCGCAAGAAAACGCCACCAUCGCAGCGCAGGACGAAGAACUGAUGGUGCGCAUGCGGGAGCACGCCGAGAGGCUGGAAAGGGAACGGUCCAAGCUGGAGGCGGAGCUCUCGCGGGCGGUUGCGAAGGAGGACGAGGGCGGCGGCUGGGAGGACGGUUACAGCUGGUACUUCUGGGGCACGGUGUCCUUCGUGGUGUUCUUGGCCAUCGAGAUGGGCAGGAUGGACACGUUCGAGUCGGACACGGGGGCGCUCGAUGACGACGACGAGGCGCUCCCUACUCGAGCGCUGGAACUAGACAAGGACAUCCUGAGCCACUUCUACGACCGAUGGACUUACAUCUCGUCCCACGACACCGGAAGGAUGAGGGAGUUCGUGGAGGGUUUUACCGACGACCUCCUGGAGUCCCUCAGGAGCAUUUCCGAUCGAGAUGCCGAUAUGGAGGUGGGGGACUUUGUCGGAAUCGGAAGCAUGUUCGAGUCUUGGCAAGUGCGGAAGACUCCGACGUGCGACCUGGUGGUGCCUUUAUCACCUCCGGAUGCGCUCGACUUCCGGGUCAACCUUUGGUGUGAACCAUCAAGCGACAUGCCCCCCGACAGGCAAGGCUGUGGCACCGUCCAGGUGAGCAGGUUCGGGGACCGCGAGGGGGGUUGCCUGUGCGGUUCUGCCAACCUGGGAGAGGACAUGCUGUGCUUACUGCACGGUAAAACCGACACGGCGCACGUCGUGGACCGCGAUCUCGACGCGCUGCUCUGCUCCAAACGAACGUCGCUCUUAGCUAAGGAUCAAGUCAUGAAGUGGUUUCAGGUGUCCCUCACCAAAGCGUGGGGGCGCAUCUCCCACAAGUAUGAUUUUGAGGUCACGUUUCGCAGACUGGACGCGACGGGCGCCCUCAAGGUCCGAUUCCCUUCGGGGAAGGCCAUCAUGGUGAACCUCAUACCGGCCAUCCAGCUGGUGGACACCGACGCUUAUCUGGUCUCUCACUUCCCCUCGGACGGCGACGGUCCUCCGGAUCCGUUCUGGCUUCUCUCGCUGGGCAUCUACGAGAGGAAUCUCCUGAAACACUUGGCCAAAUUCCUACCUCGACAUUCCUGCCAUCUGCACUGCCUUCAGGUGGUCACCUUCCUGCACGCAAAGCAGACGACCCUCACGGGGGGAAACGCUUUGACCGACUACCACUGGAAGACGGUCCUCUUGCAUCUGUUGCUGCGCGACAAACCGUCGGCGUGGAGCGCCGACAAAACCGAGUCCAGAUUGCGAGACAUGUUCGGCUUCAUGCGCGGGAGCCUGCGGGAGAAGAGACUCCAUCACGUCCUCAUCGGAAACGGCAGAGUGCCGCGAGAGAUCCGGUUUCCCGAGACGAUCCGCAAAGCGGAGCCGGUCAAUCUCUUUCGAGGUUUGGUGUUGAAGAGGGACCUUUACGCCGCCACGGUGUGCCACUUACAAGAGAUGUUGAGGAACGCUGCCGUGCUUUUACAAGAGUACACGCCACUCUCGAUGUCUGGUGGAGGCUUGGAUUACUAGAAGCAUUUGAACAAGUUGGUAGACGUAAAGCACUUUCCGUAUUUUCCGCACUAUAAGGCGCACCUUCAAUGAAUGGCCUAUUUUAAAACCGUUUUCAUAU
Molecule: messenger RNA, 1893 nt
Organism: Hippocampus comes (tiger tail seahorse)
Lineage: Eukaryota; Metazoa; Chordata; Actinopteri; Syngnathiformes; Syngnathidae
Gene: itprip
Product: inositol 1,4,5-trisphosphate receptor interacting protein
Exons: 2
Coding region: 204-1793 (529 amino acids)
Cellular component (GO): membrane
Source: RefSeq, a predicted model, not a curated record